UCAAAAUCGAUUGCCAACGAAACCAAACUGAUAUUGCACGAAACAAACCAAGACCUUAUCUCAUGUUUCUACUUUAUUUUUACCCUCCACGUUGGCUUCUUUUUACCUAUAAACAUAAAAAUAGAAGGCGAGGGGAAGAGGAGCAAUUUUUUCUUGCCCAGACAUUUUACUGACGUAAUUCAAACCAACAAGGACGUCUCGUCUGCUUCGUUGGGUUUUUUCUUAAGGUUUUCUUCACAAUUUAUUUCUCGCUCAAAGAAAAUUGAAGGCAAAUAUUGACGUUAUUUGAAGAGAAUUGUAAUUUCAUAAUUAGGAUAUAUAAUUUAUUUUGAAAAACACAUUGAAAUUCGGACAAAGAAAAAAAGGAGAAAAAGAAAACCUUUCGUUUUUUAUUUAUUUUGUUUUCCCUUCAUUCUGGAUUAUUGAAUGUAAAAUUAAGAAAAGAAGUGAAAAAAUAUUUUCAGAAAAAGUGUGAUUUUAAGGAAAAAGAAGAAAGAAACGGGUUUGAUUCUAACAAAAAAAAAAGGAAACUAAAAAGAAAAAGACAACCGUUGUGAAAGUUAAUUAAUUUUUCAUCAUGUUGAUAUUAAUUACGACAUUUUUGUUAAUUGUUCAAUCAGCCAACAAUCAGGUCAGGAAUUAUGACGAUGUUUUAAAUUAUUUCCAUUCCAAGUAUGAAUCAAUGGUCCUUUUGGAAAAUGCAGUCUUUCAAACUGGGGUCAAUGACCCCACAUCACGCAAUGGAGAAUACCCAGUCCAUAAGGUGCAGGUGAAAGCCUUUUAUAUUGACAGAUACCCAAUAACAAACAUUCAAUUCAGAAAGUUCCAUCAAGCAAAACCACAUUAUGAGACUGAAGCUGAAGAAGUGAACUUCAGUUACGUCUUUGGACAACAUAUGACGCCACACCAACUGAGCAGAUCCAAACCAGAAGAGAAACAACCUGGAUGGUAUGAGGUUGCUGGAGCCCAGUGGAACAAGCCUGCGGGCCCAUUUAGCACCAUCAGGGAACUCCUGUCCCACCCUGCGGUGCAUGUGAGUUACAAUGAUGCUUUUGCCUAUUGUUCCUGGGCUGGAAAACGUCUGCCAACAGAACACGAAUGGGAAUACGCUGCCAGAGGAGGACUGGAUGGAUUGCUUUACCCGUGGGGUGACAGGUACCUUAAAAUGAGGAUGAACCUUUGGCAGGGUAAAUACCCAGAAGAAGACAAAAAAUUCGAUGACUGGGCUGGCACCAGUCCUGUGGAUGCAUUUCCAGCUCAGAAUAAUUAUGGAAUGUACGACAUGCUUGGCAAUGUCUGGGAGUGGACCUCAUCGUUAUACUUUGACCGAGUGAUUGACCGAGACACCCAGCCCCUGAGAUAUGUUCUAAAAGGAGGCUCCUUCAUCGACACACGUGAUGGCGCCUACAACUUUGUUGUACGCACUGCAAACAGGAAAGGAAAACGUCCGCAGUAUACAUCUAGCAACAUUGGAUUCCGUUGUGCAAUGGACCUGUCUGAAGAAGAAACCUUAGCCCGUCUUCAUGCAAGCACCAAACCUCCAAGACCUGUUCGCUUUCACAAGAAAUCAGAUAUGUAUCAACAUCGCAAAGAAAAUGAGAAAAAGGAAGACAUGGAACAUUUCGAGUUAUAACGACUUUGGAUUUAGUUUUUUCUUGUUUUUUUUUCUGGUUCCUUUCAUAAAAUCUUUCUGUAAUAAAGUUUCAAAAACAAAAA
Molecule: messenger RNA, 1716 nt
Organism: Octopus sinensis (East Asian common octopus)
Lineage: Eukaryota; Metazoa; Mollusca; Cephalopoda; Octopoda; Octopodidae
Product: inactive C-alpha-formylglycine-generating enzyme 2
Exons: 8
Coding region: 578-1633 (351 amino acids)
Cellular component (GO): endoplasmic reticulum
Source: RefSeq, a predicted model, not a curated record